Miniopterus natalensis is the source of this 1299-nucleotide messenger RNA. The record is from RefSeq and is a predicted model, not a curated record. Lineage: Eukaryota; Metazoa; Chordata; Mammalia; Chiroptera; Miniopteridae.
CUACAGCUGAAGGCAGAUGUUGUCCCAAAGACUGCAGAGAACUUCCGGGCCCUGUGUACCGGGGAGAAGGGCUUUGGCUACAAAGGCUCCACGUUUCACAGAGUGAUUCCGUCCUUCAUGUGCCAGGCUGGCGACUUCACCAACCACAACGGCACAGGGGGGAAGUCCAUCUACGGAAGCCGCUUUCCUGAUGAGAACUUCACACUGAAGCACGUGGGGCCAGGUGUCCUGUCCAUGGCAAAUGCAGGCCCCAACACCAAUGGCUCCCAGUUCUUCAUUUGCACUAUCAAGACAGACUGGUUGGAUGGCAAACAUGUUGUGUUCGGCCAUGUGAAAGACGGCAUGGAUGUUGUGAAGAAAAUAGAAUCCUUUGGCUCCAAGAGUGGGAAGACGUCCAAGAAGAUUGUCAUCACAGACUGCGGCCAGUUGAGCUAACCGCCUGCUGCCAGGGUACUGCGCCCGCAGCUGCUGCACCCGGUGUUCACUCACCCAGGGGGCUGCCCGGGCUCCGGGCGAAGAUGCCCCGCAGAGCUGCCUGUGCUCCCUCCAUCCGCCAUGUGCUCGAGGAAGGCAUCUCAGCAACCCCAGACCUCCCCAGGACCCACGAGACUGUUUCAGUGCCCACCCUUCCUCAUGACUGUCUCUGGACCCCCGUUGUGGACGUCACAUCGCUGCCCCUCGGCAGGCAUUGGCUGUGACUGUGCAGCCUGAGUUCACAUGUGCCUUGGGGGGUGAUAGGUUAGCUUCCAGUUCAGAUUUGUGCCUUUUCCUUGACCAAGGGGGAAAGCCAGUGCUACAAAAAGGGCUGUGAUAUGUCUAUUUAAUGAUGUCUCCCUAAUUGGAAUAAUUUAAUUAACAAGACUACCUGGAGAUGAAGCUGUGACACUAACUGAUCCCUGCUGUGGUGUGACCUGAGUUUAGGCCCAGGCCACAGAACUCCGGAGCUUGGCCUCUGGACCGCAAUCCGUGUAUCUGUGAAGGGUCUUGUGGCCGAGGCCUCUUUGUCCCGCCCCUGUGAGACCUGUCCGUUUGCUGCUGUCAUUUCUGGAGAGUGUGGGGUAGAAGCAGAUGAACCUGGGAACUAAGCCAUUGUGAGCUGAGCUAGCAGAUGUGAAUUCCCCAGUGGAAACGGAAAUGGCCUGAGGGUGCUGUGGGCCCUGGGGAGAGUAAACAUGUAUUUCCUGGUGGGCUCAGAUUUUUCUGUAUUUAAUAACAAAUCUACUGGUUAUGUAUAUAGUAGACUUCAGGGACAUGUAGUUGUGUUCACCUUAAAUGUGAAAAUAAAGCCUAUUUUCUAUA